UUAUAUUUUGUAUAUGCAUGGGUGCAAUUGGGAACAACAACCAACUCAGUUUAAUCCUAACUCCGUUGUGGUCUGGGGGUGGGGUGGUCAAGACUCAAGAUUUAUGCAACAUUACUUUUUUUAAAUUUGGAGAGGCUAAUUCAGUUAGACUCUUGUUGCAUUGAAGUCAACAAAUAUCAUAGAAAGUAAGAAGGCACAAAACUCACAAAAGUUGAAUGUGCCAUUUUGAUUUACAUUAAGCUUAUAUAUUGUUAAAGAAUGAAUCUAUUAUCUCUGUUGUCAUUGGAAAACAUGGGUGAAAUUGGAUAUAAUUCAUAAAUUAUGUGUAAAAUUAGUUUUUUCAAAAUUUUCAAUUUAACUUCUUUGAAAUUCCAUAGGAAAAAACAAAUAACUGGUGGAUCAAACUGAUAAUGUCUCAUAAGAUAGCAAAGGAGUAGCCACUGCACCUGCUGUACCACUUAAUACCUUAAGCUAUAUUGAAUUUAUAUACAGAGUAUAUACAUACUUUAAACAUACAUACACAUACAAAAGUGUGUGUUUGUGAAGGAUAUGUAGGGUAUUGGGGGAGGGGGAGUACCGGAGUACUAAACCCCCUGCACUCCUCCCCCCUCCCGGAGCAUCCAUUGGGUGUAUGAGAAUAUGUAGUUUUUCUUGUGUGUAUCUGAAAGCUUUUUUUAUGCAUGAGAAAAAUUGCUUGCUCAUCUUGUAAGUAGGUAUGCAAAGUAAAUCAGUGUCACCUAGCUAUCAUUGUUGUUUUAUGAAGGAAGAGAGAUAUGCGGAAGCUGUGAGGAAAUUUGAGUUUGACACACAACUUGGCCCUUACAUGUUAAAUCAAUAUGUAGAUUGGAGCCAUUUGUCUAACUAUAUUACUGAAUCGGUCAUUGAACACAUAGAACCUAUAGGGGGAGAAAUUACAGUGCCAUCUGAACCUGAAAGCAUUAGCAACAUUCCAAGGACACCCAUGGAGAAAGCUUUAGCUGAGCAGCUGAAGAGUAGUAAAUACGCAAUCCCGGUUGAGAAAUCUGAACGGAAAGGGUGUUACUUCACACCAAUUCCCCGUCUUAUAAAACACAAGGGAUUGUCCGGGCAUGAACUCACAAACAUGAACCUUGACAAGACACAAGUAUUAGAGACCAUCCUUGCAAAGGAAUAUGAUGGAAAUGAAGAUUCACUUUUGGGAGAAUUGCAGUUUUCCUUUAUUGCAUUUCUGAUGGGACAGUCACUUGAAGCAUAUCUACAGUGGAAGCUUAUUACCAGCCUUUUGCUUGGAUGUAUAGAAGCUCCUCUUAACACACGGAGUCGUCUAUUCACCAAGAGAAAGGGGCCAUAGCAUUGAUGGACGAGUCUUGGUUAUCUGAUGACAGCUUCUUACACAUCCUUUGCAAGGAGUUCUUCUCGUUGCUGCUUGAGGCCCCUGUGAUCGAUGGUGACCUCCUAUCAUGGACUAGGAGGCUGAAAGAUCUGCUGGAGGACUCUGUUGGUUGGGACUUUGAACCCAACAGUGCAGCUGAUGAAUUUAAUCAUGAAAACGAUGAGUAUGCUCCAGUGGUGGAGGUAAUAGAGGAUGAUGUAGGUCAAAAUGAAACAGAAGUCGCCAGCAUGGACACAUCCUGAAUCUAAACCAUAGUAGCACAAGGCAGUCAACCAUACGGGUUCGUAAUUUUAAAAACUUCGUCUUUUCAUUAUGAUCUUUUUUAUGUGAAAACGUUUGUGAUUUAAAAUAUGGCGUGUUUUCAUGACGUGAAUGGUCAGUUUAGUCAGUGCAAUUUCUACCUACCCCAAAAGAAGGGAAACCUUGUUCUGGGACGAACAAAAAAAGAAAGUCUGAAAUUUUUUUAUCGGAUGGAGGGAGUACGUUCCUUAGUAUGAAAGUUGAAUAUCAAAGAAUUGCUUCCAAUUCCUAUCAAUAUAACUUUAUAUAUGGAGUAUUAUACUUUGUACGUGACAAAGCUCAUUGUCGUCUUAUGACAUUUUCCAUGCAUGUGAAAAUAACUUGUGAUGAUGAUU
Molecule: messenger RNA, 2007 nt
Organism: Cuscuta campestris
Lineage: Eukaryota; Viridiplantae; Streptophyta; Magnoliopsida; Solanales; Convolvulaceae
Source: the annotation of a GenBank genome assembly